Planococcus citri (citrus mealybug) is the source of this 994-nucleotide messenger RNA. Its product is annotated as maltase A3-like. The transcript has 3 exons. Bases 104 to 748 code for a protein of 214 amino acids. The record is from RefSeq and is a predicted model, not a curated record. Gene Ontology annotation, biological process: carbohydrate metabolic process. Lineage: Eukaryota; Metazoa; Arthropoda; Insecta; Hemiptera; Pseudococcidae.
GAUAGGAGAAACCCGCGGACAGAUUCAAACAGUGAUCAAGUAUUUCGGAACGAGACGUUUUCCAGCAUUCCAUUUACCUUUGAAUUACCUAUUCACCGAUAACAUGACUACUUAUUUGAAUUCUCGGGAACUUCACGACUUCCUUCAUACUUGGUUGAAUCAAGUUCCCAAAGGCAUGGCGUCGAGCUGGGCACUUGGUAAUCACGAUCAGGGUAGAAUUUCGUACAGAUUGAACGCAGAAUAUAAUUACAUCCUGUUGGCAUUAGUUACAAUGCUUCCUGGAGCAUGUCAAGUUUACUACGGAGAGGAGCUGAACAUGGGACGAAAUAAUUUGGUACGCGAAAAAGAUCCAUUCAACAGGGUGUUUCAUCGAACACCGAUGCAAUGGGACGAUUCCAGGAAUGCAGGUUUCUCUACUGGUGACAAGACAUGGUUACCAGUGCACCCGAAUUACUGGAAUACCAACGUUCAAAGCCAGGAACCCGAUCAAAACAGCAGUUUAAAUUAUUUCAAGGAUUUAAUGGCCAUUAGGAAAACACAGACCAUAAAGUAUGGCGAUUUGAAGUUCCACAUUAUGUCGGAUUGGGUGCUGGCAUUUUCUAGAACUUUCAAACAAACCAGUUACAUUAUUAUAAUGAAUUUGGGGUCGGAUACUCAACCCAUUGAUACGCUCGCUGAUUUUGAUCUUCUUCCAGAAAAUUUGAUUGUAGUGGCUUCUAGCUCCAAUUCUGGGUACAAUAAAGGGUAAGAAGUAGAAACUUUCAUUGAAAUGUUUUAUCUAAUGUGCUAAAAUAUAACAUGAUUUUCCAGUUUCAAGAUGAAAACUACCAGUCAAUACCCAUCAUCAUCAGUCCUCAGACCAAAUUCGGUUAUCAUAUUGAGUUCGAAAUAAAUCAUCGGAUGGAAAUUACUUUAGGUAUACCAUGUGUGUACUUUGAAGAAGAACAAAAACAACUUUCAAGAGAGACAAUAAUAUCGAGUGGUGAUGGCGCGA